AUGAAACUUGUAGGAAGAGCAAAACUCCAUUGGGAUAGUGUUGUCAACCACCUCCGUAAGACCCGCCAACCACCCAUAACUCUUUGGGAAGAAAUGAAGGCCAAGCUCAAUGAAAAGUACUUCCCAGUCUCUCAUCAAGGCAACUUGUUGGAUCAAUGGCAUGAUUUGAGACAAGACAAUAGGUCUGCUACUGAGUAUGUAGAACAAUUUGAAGAGUACAGGAUACGUAGCAAUGCAACUGAGGAUGAGCCAAUUACCUUGAGUAGAUGUAGGAAAGGUCUCAAUUAUGAUCUUCAAAGAGAAUUGGUGGCUCGACAAAUCUCAACUCUUGAUGAUGCUUAUACCUUAGUGCAAGAUUUAGAACUGAUCCCUAGGCCCCAAAGUGGAAGGAGAUUUGACAAUCGCAUGUUGCCUCGCAACAAUUUUGAUGGCCCCCAAGGUAGAUACCUCCAAGGUACCCAAAAUAGGUCUUAUCUCAACAACAGACCCUUACACAUAGAAGAAAAUCCUCAGGGUAGAUACCAACAAGGUCCUCAAACUAGACCCAAUCCCAACAAUAGGCCCUUACGCCCAGAAGACAAAGGGAAGAGUGUGGUUAGAGAGACAUUUAGGCCAAAUUCUAGAAUCCAGUGCUUUAAGUGUCAAGGCUUUGGUCAUAUGGCUGCCCAAUGUCCUAAUAAGACUUUGUUGAUUGAAGAAUUGGAUGGAGAGGAAGAGGUAGAAGAAGUAGUCUAUGAGCCUAACAUUGAAGACAUUGUAGAAAUAGGAGAGGAUGAUCCCACCCAAUUAGCUUGCAUUAGAGCCCUACCAUCUUUUGAUAACCUCAACAAAGGUAGUCUUGAUACUCCUGUAAUGAGUGUUGUUAGGUGUGCUCUAGCACAGUCCGAAGAAAGUGAUGAUUGGAAAAGAAAUACUAUCUUCCAAACCUUUGUCAAGUGUGGAACCACAAAUUGCAAGGUUAUCAUUGACAGUGGAAGUUGCAUUAAUGCAGUUUCUUCUAAACUUGUCUCCCUCCUAGGUUUGAAGUUAGUUGCCCAUCCUAAGCCCUAUAAGAUUUCUUGGGUAGAUGAUUCAUCUAUCACCAUCAAGGAUAGGUGUCUUGUUCCUAUUAAUAUCCUCUCAUACAAGGCUCAGAUUUCAUGUGAUGUGAUUCCAAUGGAUGUAGGACACAUAAUUUUGGGACGACCAUGGCUCUAUGAUUUAGAUGUCACUCUUUAUGGUCGCUCGAACUCUUGUUCCUUCAUGCACAAUGGACAAAGGAUUAAACUUAACCCAGUCAAAACUAAGUUUGUUAGCGCAAGUAAGGCUAGAGAAGAGCCCAAAAAGCAAAGUAUGAACCUCAUUAGUCCAAAAGAACUUGAAAGAGCUGUCAAUCAAGACUCCAUCAUCUUUGCUUUGGUUGUUAAGGAAAUUGCACUAGACAACUUUGAAGAACCAAGAAAAGAAGUACGGUCAGUGCUUCAAGAGUUCCAAGAUGUUUUCCCUAAGGAGCUUCCAAAUCAAUUGCCUCCUAUGCGUGAUAUUCAACACGCCAUAGAUCUUGUCCCGGGAGCAGCACUCCCAAAUUUGCCCCACUAUAGAAUAAGCCCUCCUCAACAUGAUGAGAUGGUUAGACAAGUGGAUGAGCUCUUGCAUAAAGGAUUUGUGCGUGAAAGCUUAAGCCCAUGUGCAGUCCCUGCACUCUUGACCCCAAAGAAAGAUGGAUCCUGGAGAAAGUGCGUGGAUAGUCGCGCAAUCAAUAAGAUAACUGUGAAGUAUCGUUUUCCUAUCCCUAGGUUAGAUGAUAUGUUUGAUAUGAUGUCAGGAGCCACAAUCUUUUCAAAGAUUGAUUUGAAAAGUGGAUACCACCAGAUUAGGAUUCGCCCAGGUGAUGAAUGGAAGACUGCUUUUAAGACAAAAGAUGGUCUAUAUGAGUGGCUUGUGAUGCCUUUUGGGUUAUCAAAUGCUCCUAGUACUUUUAUGAGAAUGAUGACACAAGUACUAAGGCCUUUCAUGGGCAAAUUUGUGGUAGUGUACUUUGAUGACAUCCUCAUUUAUAGUAACUCAAAAAAGCAACAUUUGGACCAUCUUAAACAAGUUUUGUGGUUUCAUCUAAAGGAGUUUCUGCUGACCCACAAAAGGUCAAAGCCAUAG
This is a messenger RNA of Quercus lobata, 2133 nucleotides long. RefSeq lists its product as uncharacterized. The transcript has 2 exons. The record is from RefSeq and is a predicted model, not a curated record. The coding region runs from base 1 to 2133 and encodes 710 amino acids. NCBI's taxonomy places the organism in Eukaryota, Viridiplantae, Streptophyta, Magnoliopsida, Fagales, Fagaceae. Gene Ontology annotation, molecular function: nucleic acid binding; zinc ion binding.